Messenger RNA from Monosiga brevicollis MX1, 993 nucleotides. RefSeq lists its product as uncharacterized. Lineage: Eukaryota; Choanoflagellata; Craspedida; Salpingoecidae. The transcript has 2 exons. Gene Ontology annotation, biological process: siroheme biosynthetic process. The record is from RefSeq and is a predicted model, not a curated record. Gene Ontology annotation, molecular function: uroporphyrin-III C-methyltransferase activity. The coding region runs from base 1 to 993 and encodes 330 amino acids.
AUGACGGGCUUCACCACUGCGAAUGAUGGCGCAGACGUGUGGGCGGCAAGCUCAACUGGCAUCGUGGUGUUGGUGGGGGCGCUUUCGGCGCUGGUAUCCGUCUUGAUUGCCGUUGUGGUUCUGCAACGGCAGCGGCUUCAGCGCGCUGGUAGCAAGGAGCGUGAUGCGCAAUACUCGCCACAGAUUGCCUGGGACAAAGGCACCACUUCAGCUCUGGCCGAGGCGCUUGGCACACACGUGCCGCCGGGAUCAAUCGCAGCACCCAGCCCCGGCCCCAGCAUCACCCUCGUCGGGGCGGGUGUGGGAAAUCCAGACCACCUCACGCUGGGAGCUUUGCGCGAGCUUCAAACCGCGGAUUUGGUUGUAGCAGAUCAAUUGCUACCUCCGACCAUCUUGGCAUUGGCUGGAGGCCGACUGGUGGUGGCCAACAAAACAAAGGGGCGGGCGCAUGAAGCCCAAGAGGAGAUUUACGAUGCCUGCCUGGCCGGCCUGCGCGCUGGUCAACGCGUCGUUCGCCUCAAGGGGGGUGAUCCCUUUGUGUUUGGUCGUGGUGCCGAAGAGGUUUUGCGCUUCCGUCAACAUGGCUACGAAGCUCGUGUGCUGCCCGGCAUUUCCUCCUGCAUUGCUGGACCGGGGCUGGCUGGCAUUCCUCUUACCCUCCGCGGCGUGGCCGAUUCUUUUGUCGUCACCACAGCUCACGGCAAGAACGACACUGAUCCUCGGUGGCCAGAGUUUCAGCCAUACCGGACGUUUGUGUUUUUGAUGGGCGUAUCUCAGCUACCGCGCCUGCACAAUAUCCUCACGCAAACCCGCUACGGAUUCCCCAGCCGUUUGCCCAUGGCCAUUGUGGAACGGGCCUCACACCCUAAGCAGCGCGUACUACGAACCACGCUCGAUCAGGUCGCGGAUCUGGCUGCUCGCCAGCAUGUCACCUCCCCCGCCGUCCUCAUUCUGGGCGAGGUCACGACCUGUCUUCAGUCGGCUCCAAACUAA